Messenger RNA from Terrapene triunguis (Three-toed box turtle), 1490 nucleotides. It is a transcript of the gene B3GAT2, whose product is annotated as beta-1,3-glucuronyltransferase 2. Gene Ontology annotation, cellular component: Golgi membrane. The transcript is spliced from 4 exons. Gene Ontology annotation, molecular function: galactosylgalactosylxylosylprotein 3-beta-glucuronosyltransferase activity. The record is from RefSeq and is a predicted model, not a curated record. Gene Ontology annotation, biological process: carbohydrate metabolic process; chondroitin sulfate proteoglycan biosynthetic process. Lineage: Eukaryota; Metazoa; Chordata; Testudines; Emydidae. The coding region runs from base 1 to 885 and encodes 294 amino acids.
AUGAAGUCCCUGCUCUUCAGCCGCUUCCUGCUGCUGCUGCCCUGGGGGCUCAUCGUCAUCCUCCUGCUGGAGACGGACAGCAGCCGGGCGCCGCUCGCGCCCCCCGCCCGGCCCCCGCAGCAGGCGGCUCCCAGGCGGCCGGCGCUGCCCCCCAUCUAUGCCAUCACCCCCACCUACAGCCGCCCGGUGCAGAAAGCCGAGCUCACCCGCCUGGCCAACACCUUCCGCCAGGUGGCGCGGCUGCACUGGGUCCUGGUGGAGGACGCGGCCCGGCGCAGCGAGCUGGUGAGCCGCUUCGUGGCGCGGGCCGGCCUGCCCUGCACCCACCUGCACGUCCCCACCCCGCGCAGGUACAAGCGGCCCGGCCUGCCCCGCGCCACCGAGCAGCGCAACGCCGGCCUGGCCUGGCUCCGGCAGCGACACCAGCACCUGCCGCCGCCGCAGCCCGGGGUGCUCUUCUUCGCCGACGACGACAACACCUACAGCCUGGAGCUCUUCGAGGAGAUGCGUACAACCCGCAAAGUAUCUGUGUGGCCUGUGGGGCUAGUGGGAGGUCGACGGUAUGAGCGCCCUGUAGUGGAAAAUGGCAAAGUUGUUGGCUGGUAUACUGGCUGGAGAGCAGACCGUCCAUUUGCCAUUGAUAUGGCAGGAUUUGCUGUGAGCCUUCAGGUGAUUCUGUCAAACCCUAAAGCUGUAUUCAAACGCCGUGGGUCUCAACCAGGAAUGCAAGAAUCUGAUUUUCUGAAACAGAUAACAACCGUGGAGGAGUUGGAACCAAAAGCAAACAAUUGCACAAAGGUUCUUGUAUGGCACACUCGAACAGAAAAGGUAAAUCUAGGUAAUGAGCCAAAAUACCACCUAGACACAGUUAAAAUUGAGGUAUGAUCUAGAGCUAUAACUGUGGGGGACAUACUAUAGGAAAUGGAUGUGGCUGAAGAUGCCUGAAACUUCAAUUAAGAAUUCAAGCAGUGUACAAUCUACCACUCUGCAACAUCCUGUACUAGUCAUCUGAUGGACUUCUGUACAAACAAAAAUUUGUCAGAUAAGCAAAUCUGAUAUCUUAAGAGACAUAACAUCUUUUGUCUUGUUUUGCAUGCAUUUCUCAUCUCAGUAUCAUUGAACUGAAAUAUAAGCAUUUGUUUUAAGAGUUUCCACAUAGUAAUACCAAUCAAGACUGAAAGAACUGAAGUGCAACAUUUUCAGAAACAUUAUUUAUCCAGCUUAAUUGAUGGAAUUAUUAUAAACUGGUUUAAGAUCGCAAAAUGUUGGUCACCAAAAAUUUUUGUUAAAAGCACUUUCCAGAUUAAAUGUGGUUUUCUUGUAUUACACAACAACUUUCUUGAAGUCACAGUGACAAGGUAGAUCAUACAGUAUGAAAUAAAAACCACACAAUGGUUUAUGGCUUUAUCUUUUUAAUAUAGGGAAAUAACAUUUUAUCAAUACGAGGCACCAUAAAAUGUAAACACAAUUACUGUCAAACCUGGAUAUAU